Messenger RNA from Drosophila biarmipes, 1023 nucleotides. RefSeq lists its product as uncharacterized. The transcript is spliced from 3 exons. Gene Ontology annotation, molecular function: protein binding; serine-type endopeptidase inhibitor activity. The record is from RefSeq and is a predicted model, not a curated record. Bases 536 to 982 code for a protein of 148 amino acids. NCBI's taxonomy places the organism in Eukaryota, Metazoa, Arthropoda, Insecta, Diptera, Drosophilidae.
UCAGCACCUGCCCCGAGUCAGGAAUUUCUGAACUGCUUUGGUAGUUGCCCCACGACAUCUCAGUACAGUCCCAUAUGUGGGAGUAAUAUGCAGCAAUAUAUGAACGAACAGAAAUUCAAUUGUGCCCGAUUCUGUGGUGCAGUUCGACGAGGAAGCUGCGAGGGUCUUUUUGCGAUGACUCGCGGCUGAUAUUCUUCAUACAACAACUUAUACCAGUUAAACCUUACAAACAAACAUACAUAUUCUAAGACAUAGGGCUCAGAGAUGUUUUCAGCAAAACAACGUUUUUUUUCUUUGUGAAGUUCCCAGUUCAUGAAAAUUUGAUAAGAAUAAAGAGAGAUGAAAGCUCUAUAUAGACGCCAUAUAGUGGUGCUACUAACACUGAAAUAGGUAAAUAUAUAGAGAAAAUAUAAGCAUGUACGUACCUACUUCUGAAAAACAAUCUUGAUAACGUGGGAUGACGCACUUGUACACAGUGUCGGACUAGAUUUCAUAGACAGUUCCGGUCUAUUUUUUGAAGAGAGUACACGCGAAGAUGCUGUCGACGUAUCACUUGGCCGCAAUCACGGCUGUGCUCUUUGGGUUUCUGCAAUUCCAGGAUAUGGUAGUAGCCAGAGUUACUGGCCCAGUUUAUCGGCGUCCAAACGCCACAUUAUUUACGCCCGCCCGCAUCCAUAAUGGUGGAUAUAAUCACUCGACUUUUGGCCCCGGAAACAACAACUAUACCCGUGCUGUAGUAUCGCCCAAUUGGACUGUGCCAGUGAAUCACCAACCCGCCUUCCAGGCUCCCACUCUUACAGCACCUUCUCGUAAUCGUACUGCGUUUGUCCCUAAUGGCUGGUUCCAACCAAACCAUAACCAAGGUCAAACCGGGACACCAGCACUCGUCUACGGAAAAAGCAAUAGAACUGUUUAUCCAGCAUACAACCAAACAGCCCAUGGAACCCCUUACUCAAGUCCUUAUGGAAACCUUUCUAUCUGAACAAAAUAAAUCACCAAAGUUUUCUAUUUUUUCAAAAACAA